UCUGUGCGCUCUUCGCUCCAGCAUCAAUCAGCCACAGCACAGAUCCACAGCGACACAGAGGAAUACGUCCUGAACGAGGCAUUUCUGAGGAAAACAGGAAUUUACUUUUCGGUUUGUCGUGGAAAUCUGUACCCAGACAACGAGUAUGAUCUAGUCCUGGAUGAACAAGUGACUUCUACAGAUAGAUGCAAAGAAAACGACCAAGGUUGGCUCUGAAUCUUCCUUUUGAAAACUCUACUCCCCCAUGGAGCUGUGCAGCCACCUCCAUUUAGGUCAGUCGCGGAGCCAUCAGCCAGGGUGUUGGACCCAUCGAGUGAGUGAGACAAAGGAGGAGCAGAUAUUGUGAUAGCCCUCCUGCUUCCUCCAGCUCCCUCCAUCCAGCGUGGAGCUGCCUGCCUGCCCCUCUCAGCCUGAACCCUGAUUCUGUGUGCUGUUGUGGACCCCUACUCUCUCUCCCUCUCCCUGUUCCUGUCACCUGUGUCACCUGGUCCCCACGCUCUGCUCCAGGAUGGCUGGCCUGUCCCUCCUCCUGGCUCUGGUCCUGUUGACCCUCAAAGCUGACGCUGCCGGUCAGAACCCAGACCAUGUCCUGCAGGGCACCGGGGUGAAACCUGAGCCCCGUCGCCCUGGAGAUGGCUCCACCAUCGCCCCUGAAGACGCUGCCCGCUUUCUCACCUGCUACUGCUCGGGACACUGCCCUGACGACGCGUCCAACAGCACCUGCAUGACAAAUGGAGCAUGUUUUGCCAUCAUUGAAGAGGACGAGCACGGAGACGCCAUCAUCACCUCCGGGUGCAUGAAGUAUGAAGGCUCCCAUUUCCAGUGCAAGGAUUCGCGCUAUGCUAAACCCAGGAGGACAAUUGAAUGCUGCAACACGGACUUCUGUAAUAGAGACCUGCUGCCCACUCUGCCCCCGCUGCCCCCGUCAGAAGGGAGUCCUCACUGGCUGGCGUUCCUCAUCUCUAUGACCAUCUGCUGCUGCACUCUCAUCUGUAUCACUGUGGUCUGCUACUACAGGUACAAGUGGCAGAGUGAGCGUCAGCGCUACCACAAAGACCUGGAGCAGGAAGUGUUUAUCCCUGCAGGAGAGUCUCUCAAGGACCUCAUCUACCAGUCCCAGAGCUCGGGCUCAGGCUCAGGGCUCCCUCUGCUGGUGCAGAGAACCAUCGCCAAGCAGAUUCAGAUGGUGCGUCAGAUCGGAAAGGGUCGCUAUGGCGAGGUGUGGCUCGGCCGAUGGAGAGGAGAGAAAGUGGCCGUCAAAGUGUUCUUCACCCGAGAGGAGACCAGCUGGUUCAGAGAGACAGAGAUCUACCAGACUGUGCUCAUGAGACACGACAAUAUCCUGGGUUUCAUCGCAGCGGACAUCAAGAGUUCUGGCGCCUACAUGCAGCUCCUCCUCAUCACAGACUUCCACGAGAACGGCUCCCUGUACGACUACCUGAAGCAGAGCACGCUGGACACAGCCUCACUGCUUCGACUGGCCUACUCGGCGGCCUGCGGGCUGUGCCACCUCCACACCGAGAUCUACGGCACCCAGGGCAAACCCGCAAUCGCCCACCGGGACCUCAAGAGCAAGAACAUCCUGGUCAAGAAGAACGGCACCUGCUGCAUCGCCGACCUGGGGCUGGCCGUCAAGUUCAAUAGUGAUACAAAUGACGUGGACAUCCCGCUGAGUAACCGUGUGGGCACUCGGCGGUACAUGGCUCCGGAGGUCCUGGAUGAGACCCUGAACAAGAACCACUUCCAGGCCUACAUCAUGGCCGACAUGUACAGCUACGGCCUGGUCGUGUGGGAGAUGGCUCGCCGCUGUGUCACUGGAGGUAUCGCAGAGGACUAUCAGCUGCCCUACUAUGACAUGGUGCCCUCAGAUCCCUCCUAUGAGGACAUGUUAGAGGUGGUGUGUGUCAAAGGACUGAGGCCCACAGUGUCCAACCGCUGGAACAGUGACGAGUGCCUCCGAGCCAUGCUGAAGCUGAUGUCCGAAUGCUGGGCCCAUAAUCCCGCGUCCCGCCUCACCAUCCUCCGAGUGAAGAAGACUCUGGGGAAGAUGGUGGAGUCCCAGGACAUCAAGAUUUGACCCGUGCCCCCCUCCUCCUCUGCCCCCUCUGCACCGCUGGACUGGAGCGCCCCAGCUUUGGAGCACAACCAGAGACUGGGAGAACACUAAGGCACCAUGUAGGACUGAAGUGUGCCUCAUGUUCUUCCUCUGGACCCCAGGGGGCGCUCCCUGCUAUGACGCUUUCUGUGAAAGCCUCCAGACAUGUGGAUCUGACUGUGUGCGGCUGAGGAGGGAGGAGCGCAGAUGUGUUCAGUCAACUGUGUUUUUAGGGACCUCGUCUUCCUGGACUUUUGCCUGUUUAAAAAAAUGCCAAUUUAUUUAGUUUUGUGGAUGACUCUUCAGGACUGUGCUCUCCUGCCAUUAUGAACCGUAUCUCGCUCUUAAAGUAGAGUUAAGUAUAAGAAUAAGGUACUAUUAAGAUAUGUGAAUUCUAUUGUGUAAAUAAAUGUUAGAUGCUGUGCCUAUCAUAAGGAGAUUUUGGAAAGACUUUGCUGCAGUGGUGUUGACGUCCGAUGACUCCUGAGAGAUAUGUACACAAAAGGGGUUACCACGGAAACGUCUCCCGUCCCGUCUGUCUGUCCACAGCAUUUGUCCUGUUUGUGUGUGAGAGAGGGAGAGAGAGAGAGAGAGAGAGAGCUGGAGAGUGGACCGCAGCUUUAAGUAUUCACAUCAAAAUAAAUAUAUUGUAUUUAAAAAAUAGGUUGGGAAGUUGCAGGAUUGCUAAUAAUCUUGUUGGAGUACAAAGAUUUAGUCUGGUUUCAAUCAGGUUGAUUAUAAAGCUACCAUCUGUAAUUAGAUUUGCUUACUGGUGUAUUCUCACAUAUCACCACUAGAGUCUAUCGACAUUACUGCAGUCUGCCAUCACAUCUGCCAUCUAAUGAAGAAAAGGUUUGGGAGCAAAAUUGCAUCUUUGUGCAUUUAUAUGGAUGAUUAUCCAAAUGAGCAAUAACUCCUUUAAUCUCAUUUUCAUGGUUGUGUAUAAUUUAAUAUAAAAAGUGUGAAUUGUAACAAUCCCACCCCAUGACAAACGUGAUAAGAACAAAAAUACAAAUCAGUUACUGUCCUAUAGAAAUGCAUUUAUCAUGUUUGCCAGUACUAUAGCCUUCUAGCUGCUGUCCUCUCUCUGAGCUUGUGUGUGUGGGCGUGUCUUGCUGACAGCUGUAUUAUCAUAUGUAUUGAAUAUGCAGGACCCCAAGUAUAGAAUAAUCUCUAAUAUGUACAUGAUUUUUGGUGGUGUUUUGUACAGCAUCUGGUUUGGUGCCUUAUGAGUUUACCAAGGAAAACUGUAUUCAGUCUGUCCAUUGUAAUGAUUUUUAAGUAAAAACCUUAUUUUAGUACACAA
Molecule: messenger RNA, 3401 nt
Organism: Periophthalmus magnuspinnatus
Lineage: Eukaryota; Metazoa; Chordata; Actinopteri; Gobiiformes; Gobiidae
Product: bone morphogenetic protein receptor type-1A-like
Exons: 13
Coding region: 509-2077 (522 amino acids)
Biological process (GO): BMP signaling pathway; dorsal/ventral pattern formation; protein phosphorylation
Cellular component (GO): signaling receptor complex; plasma membrane
Molecular function (GO): ATP binding; SMAD binding; transforming growth factor beta receptor activity, type I
Source: RefSeq, a predicted model, not a curated record